Molecule: messenger RNA, 4322 nt
Organism: Salmo salar (Atlantic salmon)
Lineage: Eukaryota; Metazoa; Chordata; Actinopteri; Salmoniformes; Salmonidae
Source: RefSeq, a predicted model, not a curated record
CUCUAGCAUUCCACUUCGGAAGUAGGUCACCGUUUUACCAUGUCUCAGCUCUAUUGGGUGCUCGUUAUAUUUCUCAAUUACACGUCGACACUGUUCAUCAUUUAUAAAAAGGUGUAAUUUGAAGUAAGAGUGGACUCAAAUCGACCAUCUAUCGUGACCUAAGGGUCUGUAUGAAGGGAUGUGAUGACCCAUGCACGACAGAAGGACUCUCUGAGCAGAUACCAUCCCGGUAACUCCUGGGAACAGGUAGGGGGGGUGCCACAUGCUGAGGCCAUGGUGGGGGGAGCCUGGCCUGAUCGCCCAAAACUAAAAAGAGGGAGGCCCAAGAAGAUCAAGAGGGGCAGAGCGAAAGAGCGCAAGGAUCUGAGAGUGGUGGAGAAGAAGGAGGAGAAGGACAGGAAGCUGUACCCUCUCAGGGCCAGGACACUGGAUCAAUGUGAGGGGGACACCUUUGACUGUCGCGUCCUUCUCACCCGUCUGGAGGAGAGUGGUGAUGAGGACAAGGCGAGCUGCUUGAAGGGUCGAAUAGAGACCAAAGAGGAAGGGAGCCAUAACCUGGUGUGUGGAAGGACCAAGCCCUGCAAGUCUAGACAAAAGACCUUCAAAGCUUAUCGGAAAUUGACGGAAUUAAACAAAGCAAUCAAAAGUGUUAUGCACAUUACCUGUCAUGGACCCUCGCAAACGGAGGCUGGCCUCUCUGAAUGCGGAGGCUGUGAAUAGUCUGCUCUUAUAUAGAGAAUAUCCUCAAGGGACCAGACUCACAAAGAAGCUACAGUCCAAUGGGAAUCUGGCAAAAGAUGCGGUAAUUUUGGGACACAACACCCCAAGGGGUCCUAAAGUGGCAAAAUCAGACAUUUAUGUAACUGGAAGUUCCAAACAAAACAAAAAGUCUCUGAAGAUGGAGGACAUGGAUCUGCUGAGUCUGUACGGUCCCACCCCCCGGCGUCAGGCCAGCCUCAACGCUGCUGCUUUGCUCAAAAUCACCAGCACCUCCUUCAAAGCCAAACACCGGGUGGCCAAGACCAACUGCAAGCAACUGAGUGCAGUACUGAGGACCAAACAGUCGCUGCACCCCAAGCUAAAGAAACAACAGUAUCAUAAACUCCAACACGGGAAAUCCCAAACCCAUCCACAGCUGGUUCAGAGAUGCUGUAAUCUCUAUAAGAGGGAGUCAUUCCACCCCGAACCCCAGUGGGAGGGGAUUACAGGGGGGAACAGCUCCAUCAGAUCUGGCUUCCAGUGUCGAGCCUUGCUGGGCUACCCGAUGAAGUCUGUGAAGGAGGAACAGGUCGAGGAACAGGUCGAGACGCAGUUGACUCCUUCUUUCUACUGCUGCUCCCAAGAAAGGUCAGUGGAGUAUUGCCACCAACUGGCCCUGUUCCUCAACCAGAAAAGCUUCGGUGAAGACAAACUUGAGGAGCAUUCGCUCUCCAAUAGCUACCUCCCCUCUCCCCAUUCCCUGUCCCACCCACGUGCCCUAACCAUAAGCCCCCACCCUUACCCGUGUUUCUCGGGCUACUACGUCCACUUUUGUCACCAUGAAACCUCCUCUACCCUCAUGACCUCCGUGAGCUCCAUCCCCAUGCCCUACCCUCCCUCCUCUGUGGCCCCAAUCACGUUGUGCUCUGGUGAGGUUCAGAGCCCCAAGCUGCUGUCCCCGACAGGCUCUCAACCCUCAGGAAUCGCCCACCCGGUCUACUGCUAUGGAGAAUCCUGCCAAAUCAGUGGAUAUGCAAAUAGAGCAGUACCGACCCUAGCCAGCAGGAGGUGCUGUUAUAAGGCAGGCUGCUCCAGCUGCAGCCACAAGAUAAAGAUGGAAGACUACUCCUCGUCUCUGGAGGACCACAGCUCCUCCUCUGUCCCAGCCUCCCCCGCACCCCGGCCCCUCUCCGGCUGCCCCGCCAGCCCCAGCACUCCCCCAGCUGCCCAAUCAGUGUCCUGCUUUCAGACCUCUCUAUCAGACCCCAGCCAACUGCAGGUCCCGCUGCAGGUGGUCCGGGAGUGCCCUCAGAGUGCCAAGCCACCGAGCGGCUCUCUGUCUGGGGUGAGCAGCGGCUCGUGGUCCGUCUGCCCCCACAUUCAAGACAAGCAGCAGCUGGGGCCCGCCGGCCUCGCAGCCUGCAGAGCUGCCAAGCAGCAGAGGAUCACCCGUCGCCGGGCAACCAAUGGUUGGCUGCCCGUGGGCGUGCCCUUCGAGGGGGAGGUUUUCACUGUGGGGGAAGAGACAACAGUGUUGCGCAAAUGUUUUGAAGGGGUCAAGCGGGAUGGGGAGAUCAUUUGGGUUCGAGACACAGUCCUGUUGCGCUCUGGCUCCAGGAAGAAGUCUCUGCCCUACAUAGCCAAAAUCUCAGCCCUAUGGGAGGACUCAGAAUCCGGAGAGAUGAUGAUGAGUCUGUUUUGGUACUACCGCCCAGAACACACACAGGGAGGCCGCAAUCCCAGCACACACUGUGAGAAUGAGAUUUUUGCAUCUCGGCAUCAGGACCAGAACAGUGUGGCCUGCAUUGAAGACAAGUGCUACGUUUUGACGUUAGCACAGUACUGUAGAUUUUGUGCCUUCGUGAAAUGUCGCGGGGAGGGUCUCCCUGAAAGUGCCACCAGAAUGGUACCGCCUUGUGUUGAAUACAGCACCUCUGCCCACCGCUGUGUGCCCACGGACAUCGACCCCAACCUGGUGUUCGUCUGUCGCCACGUCUACGACUUCCGCUACGGGCGCAUCCUGAAGAACCUGCAGUAGCACUUGUGAGGACAGUGGUAGAUGGAAGGAAUAUUAAACAGUGAAAGAAGAGGUUAAAAAGACACUAUUUAGUUUUUUCCUCAGAAUCCUCACCAAAAGCGCCAGUUGAGACAGACCAAGCCACUCUGUUUUGAGAGGGGCGUGAGAUGUCAACAGUUUUAGGCUGAGUAAGUCUCGAUGUCUGGAAGUGUUUUUGCUCAAUGUCUCUCUAUCUCUCUCUCGCGCAAAUCCUGUGGGUCACACUUGGUCAAUGAGGAAAUGUUUUUUAUCAUCACAAGUACAAAUCCACUUUUUUGUUUUUACUACUUUGCCAAAUUAUGAUUUUAUUUUUGCAUCAUCCCAUUCCUUUGCCUAUAUAUAUGUGGGUUAUAUGUAUAUAUGUGAGUUAAGACUUGUUUUGGAUUUAAUGGGAUGACUCAUAAAUUAAAUGAGGGCUUAACACUUUUAUCUGUAAUGAUUUAGUCUUGAAUUUAAAGUUUAAUGGGCUUAAGUGCAUAGAGAAAUAUGUAUUUAUAUAUGGAGAAAAUCUAAUUUAUUUUUUAAGUAAUUUAAGAGUGAAUUAUUUUCACUUUUCAAAGCGAGAAAUUAUCCAGGCGUUUGCCAACACUGACUCACUGUCUGCACUGUCUUAGAGGUGAAGUACCUGUGAAUCCCAAACCAGCCCCUCUCCCCUACCAACUCACUCAGAGGUGCCCUUCGUUGUCACGUCCUCCGUUGUCACGUGCUGCUCAAGAAAUUCCUAGGGGGACUUCUAGAGUGGAGAGGUGAUCAAAUAAACCCAUCAACUUUGGUACACACUUGUGACUUGAAUUGUGCAAUUCAUGUUUCACAUUUAAAUAAUUAUUUAAAUAAUUAUAUAAGCAGGAAAUUCUAAUUAACAAAUUCCCCUUGUCGUCUUAGAAGAUAUAAACCUCAGUAACAGUUAACAGAUUACAUUUAAUUUGUGAGGUAAUUUAUUUGGUAUUUGCUCAAAAUCAGACACAUAUGAAUGCAUAUUGCGCAAACUCCAAACAUAUUGCGCUGUGUGUUGGGAUAGCACUUCGCUCUGGAGCCGGCAGCCUUGCUGGCUCGGUCAAAGUGGCUAUCACUUUGAUCAUUUUAACUCCCUCAGUUUUUGGACAUGUGUGCAUAUGGCGGAGGCGUGCAUGAAUGUGCAAAUGGAGGGCAGAAAGGAAGGGACUGUUUUUUUAGAUUCAGCAUAUGAAUGACCUGUGACUCUUAACUGGAAGGGCCACCACCAAGAUAAUGUUUUUUCCCUACUACCCUGCCUUGAAUUGACCAAUGAACAAGUGUUCUGCCGUUCUGCCCUUGAGCAAGGUAGUUAAGGUCAAUUCUGUUAAUUGAUAACAAAUGGAUUUACCAAAAAGGGAAUAGAAGGAGUGUAAAUUGUCACAUUCAACUCAUUCCCCGGUGUAGAAUACUCUGAAUUUCAAUUUUCUUAUGUGCAUACGUUACAAAUUUUAGCAUGGAGUUUCUGUGAAUUCUUGGAAAGGAUAUUCAUAGCACAGAGUGUUUGUAUCAUUUAACAUGGACCUGUGUAAUAUAAAACAAUAUUUAAAUGGAAUAAAUAAUAUAUGAUUUUGAA